Messenger RNA from Hirsutella rhossiliensis, 3405 nucleotides. RefSeq names its product FAD dependent oxidoreductase domain-containing protein. Lineage: Eukaryota; Fungi; Ascomycota; Sordariomycetes; Hypocreales; Ophiocordycipitaceae. The transcript is spliced from 7 exons. The record is from RefSeq and is a predicted model, not a curated record. Gene Ontology annotation, biological process: RNA processing. Gene Ontology annotation, molecular function: oxidoreductase activity; RNA binding. The coding region runs from base 1 to 3405 and encodes 1134 amino acids. Gene Ontology annotation, cellular component: nucleus.
AUGGAAGAUACGCCAAUGGAGCAGCCACCGGCUUCCAUCCUCAUCAUCGGCUCUGGCCUGUUCGGCCUCAGUACAGCCUGGGAGCUGACCAAACGACCGCUGUUCGCCGAUACCGCCAUCACCGUCGUUGAUCAUGCCGGUGGCCAGUUUCCUCCGUCAGACAGCGCGAGUGUAGAUACCUCGAGGAUCGUGAGAGCAGACUACGCGGAUCCGGACUACACCGCCUUGGCGACAGCUGCGCAAGCAGGAUGGAGGAGGGAGGGGACGAUGAGCUGGGUGGCCAGGGGCGCCUCGUCCCUGGAUUACGUCCAGAAAAGCUGGAAGAAUGUCGUGGCUUACGCCACCAGCCAUGGCUACUCGGCCGACAAGGUCCGGACGCUCGAGAGCAAGGAGGCGCUCAACGAGUAUCUCGGGACCCGCGGUCACGUUGGUGAUUGGGGCUACGUGAACACCUUUUCGGGCUGGACGGACAACGGAAAGAGCAUGAGGUGGCUGUACGAGCGUGUCAAGGCCACGCAAAGGGUCAGAUUGUCUGACGGGGCCGUCCUGCGGGCAAGCGUGGUGUUCGUGGCUGCUGGCGCUUGGAGCGGCGAGCUCGUCGAUCUCCGGGGAAGGGUCGAGGCGACUGGCCAUACUCUGGCAUACAUUGACAUUACCGACGAGGAACUGGCCGUCUUGUCGAAGCAGCCUGCGGUGUUGCACGUGUCAUCAGGCCUCUUUGUCCUUCCACCACGAGAAAAGGUGCUCAAGGUCGGGCAUCACGGCUUCGGCUACUACAACCCGCAGGCUGUCACCUCCGCCCUGCCUCUAUCCCCUUCAGCCAAGCGCGAGCCCAUCGUAGUCUCGCGGCCGGCCGACGCCAACGUGCGCCGUGCACUCAAGCAUCUGGUGCCCGUCGAAGGCCUGGAGGACCGACCAUGGCGGGAUACCAGACUAUGCUGGUACUCGGAUACCAAGGACGGGGACUGGCUGGUGGACUGGCAUCCCGGCUGGAAGGGCCUCUUCCUGGCCACGGGCGACAGCGGCCACGGGUUCAAGUUUCUUCCCGUGCUGGGCGAAAAGGUGCCGUGCUGCGCCAGGCCAAACCCGAGCAACAUGUCUUCCGGGAGACCGCCCGCAGGCUUCCCGGGCGCCGAGGCCAAGUUAUCCAAGCCCAUCAAGCAGUCCGCCUUUGAACGAUCCAAAGCCGAAGCCGAAGCCAAGCGCAAACGCGACGAGGCCGAAACAGCAGCCGUGUACGAGGAAUUCGUCAAGAGCUUCGACCACGACGAGGAUGACGACGCACCAGGUGGCGGCGUUGCGCCCCAGCGUCCCCGGCACGGCUUUGGCGGUCCGCCCUCUGGCCUCAACACCAGCAAGCGGCACUUUGCCAUGUCGAGCAUGAGGAAGAGCGGGCCCGGAAGCCUGGGCCCUGUGCCUGGCUCCUAUGGCGCCAAAAGAUCCUACAACGACUUCUCAAAGGGGUCCAGGGAGAGGGACUUCCCGCCUAACCAACAGGAGCCCCCGGGCGGCCCCAAGUCGGUCUCGACAAUCUUCAACCACGUGAGCGAUGACGAGAAUGAUAUCCAACGAGAUGCAAUCGAACGAGCAGAGCUGAAGGCUAUAGCAAAGUCCCAGCUUCGACUGUCCAACAUGCCUCCUGGGACGUCGCCGGCGGCGAUCAAGGCGCUCAUCCCGGACACUCUCACCGUCGACGCGGUCAAGAUUGAGCCUCCCGCAGGCCCCAGCAGCGAGAGAAAGUGCACUAAUGCAGUUGUCACGCUUUCCAGGGACUCAUCGGGGGGCGCAAUGGACGCGGCAGUCAGUUCGCUCCAGAAUCGAUACCUGGGCUAUGGGUACUAUCUGUCCGCUCAUCGGCACCUGUCAUCGGCUGUCCUGAAUCCGGUUUCUGCCCCCAUCCCUUCGUCUUCAGCCGCCCAGCCGUUCGGAGCGAAGCAGAUGGAACAAAAGCCCGGUCCCCAAAAGCACAUGGGCCAACACGGAUUUCACCGCGGCUUUGCACCACCAUCGUCAUACAGCCACGCUGGCAGUGGCACGAACCUUGCGGACCGUUUCUAUGUCCCCGUGAAACCGCCCGAGGACAUUCGAGUGGUUCGAAUGAUCCACAUGAUUGUCGAACGGGUUCUCGAAGACGGACCCGAGUUUGAGGCUCUCCUCAUGUCCAGGCCCGAGGUGCAGCACGAGGAGAAGUGGGCAUGGCUGUGGGACUCGAAAAGCGUUGGCGGCAUCUGGUAUCGCUGGCGGCUCUGGGAGCUCAAGACGGGCUACCAGGCCAACCCCAAAAAGGAGCCAUACGUCCAUUUAUUCGAGGACAGCGCUCCGUGGCAGGUGCCCGACCCACUGCCUUUCGAGUUCGUCAGCGAGUUCGAUGAGCUUGUGUCGGACCCGGACUACGACUCCUCGGACGACGAAGAGAUGGACCGAGAUGGCAACGCCGGCGAAGUGGAGUCACCGUUUCUCAACCCGCUGGAGAAGGCCAAGCUCGUCCACCUCUUGGCUCGACUGCCGACAAGUCAUUCAAAGCUUCGCAAAGGAGACGUUGCGAGAGUGACGGCUUUUGCGCUCCAGCAUGCCGAUCGGGGCCCAGGCGAGGUCGUGGACUUGAUCAUAUCCAACAUUGGAAGACCCUUUGCAUUUACGAGCGCAAAUCCCGACAGGAACAAGAACUUGAAGGAGGCACAGCAAGCUACGGGCACGGAAGAGGGAACGGCUAACGAGGGACCGGACACCAGCGGCGGCAGCCUGAUUGGCCUGUACCUCGUGAGCGACAUCCUAUCCUCGUCCUCUACCACCGUCUUUCGACACGCGUGGAGAUUCAGAGGGCUCUUUGAAAGGGCAUUGAAUGACUACCAAGUGUUUGACUUUCUCGGCACAAUGCCCGAGCAGCAGGGCUGGGGGCGCCUGCGAGCGGAGAAGUGGAAACGCAGCAUCAACCUGGUCCUCCACCUCUGGGAAGGGUGGUGCGUGUUCCCAACCAAAACUCAAGAGGUUUUCAUGUCUACAUUCGAGAACCCACCCUCGCCCAAGGUAGAGGAGGAGCGGAGCGACGAAGCUCCGCCCGGGCAGGGAGAUGGGGCGGCUGACGUUGAAGACGACGCCACGGGAGAGCCCAUCGAGGACGACGACGUUGAGGGCGAGCCAAUUACGGAAGACGAUGUGGAAGGCGAACCCAUCUUGGACGACGAUAUCGAGGGCGAGCCCAUCUCUGACAGUGAUAUGCAGUCCGACCCGAUGGACCAGGACGACAAUGGCAACCGAGACAAUGGCGCGAUCAAGGAUGCGAGCGGAGAGCCGGGCCAGGGACAGACCGGCGCAGCUGAUGGACGGGUGCAAGGACAGAGAAAGCGCAUCCGAGCCGUCGACAUGUUUGCCAACUCGGACGACUCAGACGGCAGCGGCAAGUGA